Dothidotthia symphoricarpi CBS 119687 is the source of this 849-nucleotide messenger RNA. RefSeq lists its product as uncharacterized. Bases 147 to 635 code for a protein of 162 amino acids. The transcript has a single exon. Lineage: Eukaryota; Fungi; Ascomycota; Dothideomycetes; Pleosporales; Dothidotthiaceae. The record is from RefSeq and is a predicted model, not a curated record.
CCGCGUGUUCAGCAGUAUGACUUGUGGAUUUGUGUCAGGAGGUGUGGACACUGUGCUGUGUGUCACUUGGGCCGCGGGGUACGGUAUCAAAUUCCAGCACGGGACGGGCUCCGCCAGUAAGUGGAUAUGCUGAGUUCCGCCGUGCCAUGGUAGAGGAAAUUAGAGUGGUCUUUGCUCGUUUCGAGUGGAGGAGAGGAAAAGCUGUCGGUGCCCUUGGCACAUGUAUUGUACUCUCCAUGAGUGGCGGGGUACAUAUUCACACUUUGGGCGUGCAUGGUCGCUCGGCGAUACUCGAGUCGAAGAUGGAGGGUGGAAGUGCACCACCCGACCAGGCGGAAAUAACAAAGAAAAAAGGACCUUUGAUUCCCAAACACCCAUGUUCUUUAUCCUUGCCCUCAUCGCCGACGGUCGUGGUUUCUAGAAGACCAAGGGAACGAAGGCAUCCUGAAAACGCAAAGAUCACCCCAAAACACACAUUCCACCCGUUUGAAUCUGAGACAGUAGCGUGGCUUUUGCCGCAGGGCUGUGCCACAUUCUUCCAAACUUUGCGAGAUCAUGCAGCUAGACCAAUCAUAAUUCAACGUGCAUAUGCUUCGGACGUGCGCUGGCACCCACACCUCUCAAGGAAGGUGUGAUCGUCACACGUAGGGUGUCAGGUUAGCCGUGACCCGUGAGACGUUGACAAGCGAAGGUAACUCCACAGCCACGCUCAGUUGCUUUAAUUAACGCAGCGUGGGGGGGGGGAUGGAGGAAAGAGCUAACCUGGGUACGUUCUGCAAGACCCUCUCACCGGAUACAAAUCUAUAUCCAUCACCUCCUAAGAUAAUAAGCCGGUCGUAUCGAGUCCAA